Messenger RNA from Effrenium voratum, 877 nucleotides. The record is from the annotation of a GenBank genome assembly. NCBI's taxonomy places the organism in Eukaryota, Dinophyceae, Suessiales, Symbiodiniaceae.
ACAUUACAAAGCAUAGGUCAGCAUAUUUGCCCAUCCAGCCUCUGCAUCCAUGGGCAAGAAGAAAGACAAGGCCAAAGCGAAGGCAGAAGCAAAGUCAGAGCCUGAAGCCAAGGAAGCAAAGGCGGCCGAGCCUGACAAGACAGGAGCAGCCCCAUGUGCAGUUCCGGAGGACGCCUACCGCUCGGCCGCGGUGGUCUUCUUCACGCGCUCGGAGGAGGGGAAAGUGGCCAAGGUGCUCGUGGCCCUCGAGGAACGCAAGGUCUCCGCGAGCUUCGUGGGCGAUGGUACGGGCAAGGUGAACCAGCUCCUGGUGGUGUUUCCCAUGGGGAGGAAGGAAAAGAAGGACAAGAAUGAUGCUGUAGAGACUGCCAAGCGCGAGUACAUAGAGGAGACGCUGGACUAUGGAUCCUUGGCCAGGUACCUUGACUUCGCAGACUUUGAUGGCGGCGGAGAUAUCGCAGCCACUAGAAUACCUCCAGGGGGCAAGGUGCCAAUGACCUGGAGCGGCGCGGAGAACCUGGCGCUCUACUUCGCCCCCGCCGCCAUGACGCUGCUCUUCUGCGAGGUGCCGCCCUGCGAGGUGGAUGAGCCUGGACAGGAGCCUGCUGCAAAGAAACGGCGCCAGCAGGAUACCGCCGCCGAGCUGGAAGCAAAGCCGAAGCCCAGUCCCAGCUAUCGCGUGGGGAAGGUAGGGCACCUGCAGCCCUUCUGGAUCGAGGCGACGGAGCUGCGAAAGGUGGCGCUGUCCAAGGAGAAGGCUCCAAAGCUGAGCCUUCAGCAGCAAGACUGCUGCUUCUUCCCGACCAAUGCCAGCGUCUUACGAAUGCCCGAAGCGCGCAAAUGGUUGGAUAUUUCAUCUUAGAUGCUUCAACAAGCA